Messenger RNA from Drosophila albomicans, 5298 nucleotides. Its product is annotated as AN1-type zinc finger protein 6-like. Lineage: Eukaryota; Metazoa; Arthropoda; Insecta; Diptera; Drosophilidae. The record is from RefSeq and is a predicted model, not a curated record. Gene Ontology annotation, molecular function: DNA binding; zinc ion binding. The coding region runs from base 792 to 1391 and encodes 199 amino acids. The transcript is spliced from 7 exons.
UUCAUUCGUGCGUUGAACCUUGGAGACUUCACAUCGGGUUUGGAGGAUCAAAUCCACGUUGGGCUUUGCUGCAACUACAACUGUCAUCUACAAAAAAAUAAUACACGCGUAGUGUGCUGUGCCUCUCUCUACGUGUGCAGGCUAGCUUUGUGUGUGUGUGUGUGUUGAUGUGCGCCUCGUGUUGAUUUGGCAUAAUUUGUUGCAAAUAAUCAUUGAACGCCAAUAAAACGCAACGCAAUAAUAACUGCGCGUCCAGCGCUGCUGCCAUCGUCGUCGUCGUAUUCGCCACCGCCCUGUGAAGUUCUCCACAAAAAAAGCUUAUAAUUUUUUUAGCAAUUUUUACAUAUACCUUGUGAAAAGCAAAAAAAAAAAGAUAAAACAACCAUAAAAAAUCAUUACAACUGUGAUUUAAAAAAAACUGGCAACUUCGCUUUAAAUAUUUUUAACCAUUUGUUAACAUUGAAUGUAAAACUCAACAAAAGCAAACUUUCAACUUAAUCCCUGGACCCAUUUCACGUGAGGCCUACAACUACAACUUUUUCCAUUAAAUGAACAUAUUGUCACGAAUUGAAGCACACAACAAACUCCAAAUUAUUUAGACGGAAGUUGGUUAAAUCUGAACAUUUUAUACAUAAAAAUAAAGAAACACAUCACGGUGAAAGGAGUCAAGGAUUUGUUGACAUCGAAGCUGCAACAGGAAAUAAACGCAACUAUACAACGCCAGCAAUAUUUCCUAAAAUAUAGUAAAAGACCAUCACAUCUCACGCACACAUACAGUUGGUCCAACCAGCAUGGAACGUGAAUCGAAUCCAAUGCAACCCAUGUGCCGCUCUGGAUGUGGUUUUUAUGGCAAUCCAGCUACAGAUGGCCUAUGUUCAGUUUGCUACAAGGACUCGCUUAGAAAAAAGCAACAGCCACCUGUGAGCAGCACACCUGUCUCAGUUCCAAGCCCGCAACCUAGCCCCACAUUCAAUCCGGCCAUUGCAACAACCAACACAGCACAGCCCACAGUUCAGAGCUUACAACAGUCACAUAAUGAUGUAAAAGAGAAAAUCACUGAGGAAGCCGCUGCAGCUGCCAAAUCAAAUAAUGAAUCCAUCAUAUCGGCGACUGGUCCAAAUACUUCCGCACAAGCAUCAGGCACCGCAAGUGAGCAGGAUGAUAAGGAUAAGGAGGACGACAAGGAUGCCAAAAAGAAGAAGAACCGAUGCGGCGAAUGCCGCAAGAAGGUUGGCCUUACAGGUUUUCAAUGUCGCUGUGGCGGGUUGUACUGUGCCGUACAUCGAUACUCUGAUAAACAUAAUUGCACAUUCGACUAUAGAGAGCAUGGAGCACAAGAAAUUCGGCGCAAUAACCCGGUUGUAGUUGGCGAGAAAAUUCAGAAGAUUUGAAUUUUUGCAGAUAGAUUGUGCCAGAAACAGUAACCGCAAAAUAACUGCUCGUUAUUAUAUAGUAUAUAUAUGUAUAUGUAUGUAUACGUAUAAUGCAACCCCACAACAAAUCAAAACAAUAUAUAGCAAAACUCAAUACACCACCACACCCACACACACUCACAAAUCUAUAUAUAUAUAUAUAUACAUAUAUAUAUAUAUAUACUAUAAAUAAUUGUAAUUUAAUAAUAAUGCGAACAAUAACAAGAAACAAUAGUACAGAAACGUUAACCAAAUACCACGCAACAAACGAUGACAUCAGGAACUACUACAACAACAUCAAUAUUGCGGAACAUCAAACAUAAGUAGAAGGCAGCAUCAUCAGUAAUAGCAAUAGCAAGGGCAACAGCAACAUCAAUCAGCAGCCAGUAGCGAGAGCAAAAGCAACAAUAAUCGCCGCAAUAUCAACAUCAUCAGCACCAACAGCAAAUAACUACUACAAAGACUUGAACCAGACGCGUAUUAGCGCGUUAGCUGCUUCGUAAAUUGUCAACUGUCAAUCUGUGACCUGUAACAUUACUACAAACUGCGAUUAUGAUGCACCUUUAAAUGUUAUUCCAAAUGCAAGUUGCAAAAUUAUUGAAUUCGAUCCUUUUUUUGUCAACACAACGCUUGGAUCAUACAACAAGAAUACACAAACAACAACUAGAUGCACAAUGCACACGAAAACUGAUAAAUUUUAUGUAGAGAAAACUUGUGUAAUUUGGGAUCGUAAUGUGUUGUAUGUGUAGAAAGCGAAUUAAUAGAAUGGCAAAUACAAGCAAAAAUAAAACGACCACAUAUAGAAAAGUUCUUUUCAUAAUUUUUAAUUAUUGAUUAAUUAAUUAAUGUAUGUAUAUGCAAUGCAAAAAAAGAACAUUGAAAUGAAAGAAAUGAGUAAAACAAGAAAAGCAAAAAAAUGUAAAAAUUGCUUUUGGGCAGAUUAUGUAUUGCGCUUUCUAAACCUUUUGCGAAUCUUGAAGAAAACAAUAUAAAACAGGAAAACAUGGUGCAAUGGGACGAGGAGCGAUUGAAAUGUAAUAAAUAAGAUAAAUAUAUAAUUAUCUAGUAAAUUAAAGCAGGCAAAGUGUAGUGCAAGAUGUGUGAUUUCAAUUUAUAAUUCUAAUUUAAUUUGGUCCCAACACCGACAUUAAUUGAUUUUUGAUAAAUAAUUCGUUCGUACAUACAACCAUACAUACAUAUAUGCAAAAAUUGUACAUGUUAUAUAUAGUUAACUGAAUGAUUUUGCUGGUUUAUAAUAAAAACAGUUUUAAUAUUGUCCAUUCUGUAUUCAUAAUUGGCGAAGCAAUAUCCGAUUUGCAUAAUGGCCAAGCGUAUAAGUUCUUAUUGCUUUAAGCGUUAUUUAGUUUUUCUUUGAUUAUAUUAAAACACAACAAUAACGGGCAUACAUAAAAAGAUCUUUAAAUUUUGCUUUUCUCCUUUUAGCAAUAACUUUUAUAAAAAAAAACGAAUUACAAUAACACAUAGCUAUUAAUUUUUGUUGUUAGCAUUAGACAUUAUACAAGCAAAAAAAGAAAAGAAAAUACACACAAAAAAACGUAAAUAUAUAUAUAAAUAUAAAUAAAAGUAAAAACUAAACAAUUUUGGUUUGAUAAAUUAAUAAUACCACAACUUUACAGAAACCUAUCUUUUUUUUGGUACACAACUGUUUAAGAAAAUGAACUAAAACAUUAAUUUAACACAAACAGAACUUGCAUGAAGGCAUCAUCCAUAUCACGCUAAUGACAACGUCCACGUUCAAAUGUUGAACAUCCAUAAAAGACACAAGAGUGUAGAUCUUUUUUAGGGGCAAUAAAAUAGCAUACAUAUAGUGUUGGCUAGUGUGUUUUGGGUAGCUAGGUGACCCUGUGGAUUAGUUUGCGUCAUCCAAUCUUGUCAAAGUUCAUUCGAAUGAAAUGAAGGCGCCUUUUCCAACAACUCGAGUUAAUGCGGAAACUUAUCUCAGAAGUUCAUUAAAUAUUCAAACAAUAAAUAAUGUUUCGAUAGACAAGUCGAAAAAAAAACAUUAAAAGAACUGUACAAAACCAGCUACUUCAUCUUAAUAAUAAUAGUAAUAUUAUAAAGCGGUCUUAUAUAUAUUGUAUAAAUAAUAAAUUGUAUAGUAAGAGGUAAAUAUGAACUGUACUCAAAAAAAUAAGUAAAGUUAAUUUGAAUAAACAUUUAGUUUUUUAAAUUUAACAUUUCUGCAAUUUGACGUUUCUGCAACUGAAAAUAACAAAAACAAAAACAUACUAUUGUAUAUCAUAAUUCAAUAACCCUUAAAAUUAAUUAGUAAAAUUGUACGCAUUAAAAUAAAUAUUUAAAUAUACGGAAGAAAUAAAAAAGAAAAGCACUAUAAUCAACAAGAAAUACAGGAAUAAAACCAACCUUUUUUUAACCACGGACCCAAAAAAGUGUAUUGACAUUACUUGAGGUAAAUAGUUCAGUACCAAUGGAUUACACAUUAUAAAAAAUUUUAGAAGUUCAUUUUAUUUGAAAAUCGAUUUUGAAGUUAUAUUUUAAUGAAUUUCAGUUGUAUGUUUUUAAUAAGACAAAAGUGAAAAUGCAAAUAAUUAUAACUUAAUUAAACUAUUUGUGUAAAUAUUUACGUAUACUGAAAACACGGAUGAUUACAUAAUCCUAUGCGUCACUGAUUUUUAUUAAUACUUUUGAUGGUAUUUUUUAUUUUUGUUGCAAUUGCCAGCCUUGUUCAGUAAUUGAUUUGAUUCUAUUUUACUUUUGGCAGAUUGGCAAAUAUCCACACAUAGUUUAUAUGUACGUAGAAAAGAAGUGUAAUAGUAAGGCUACUGAGCUCGUUUAUACGGAUUAAAAUUCAGAAAAAUAAACAUUGUAUUGUAAUGUAUAGCUGUAAUUAAACGCGUAUAUCUUCUCUAACAGAAUAUACUUCAAAAUAUAUUUAAAGAAAAACGAAAGCGGUAAAAGUUAGGUUGAAGAUGAAUAGAAAUACAUAGUAUAUUAAGCCGGAGGUAUAGUCACGUGUCUAAGAAUAUUAACUAUUUUAAUUAUAUUUAAUGAGGCAUAACAAAUACAAUAACUAUAUGACUUAUAAAAUGCAGAAAAAUAUAUUAGACAUAGGUUCGGAAAAAAGUAAAAAUCAUACAAAGAAAAAGUAAAGAAAAGGAACAAUGCAAAUUUAUGAAGAUAACUAAACAGUUUUACUAUGUUAAAAAAUGUUUACUUAAAUUAUGUUUAUUUAAAUAAUUUUUAUUUUUUAUUAGUUUUUUGCUUUACUCGCCCAAGGUGCUAAAUAGAUUAAACAAGUAUAGAGCACAUUAAAAUUACGGACCCAUUUGCAAUUGGUAUUGGGCGUAGGCUUAUUGUUUAAUUAUCUAACUAUUUCAAUUCGAUUAAUUUUAUAAAUAUUGAAAUAUGUCAGUAAAUCGCCUAUUACAGAUUGCAGUUGUUAGCUUGCUUUUCUUAUUUAUUUGAUUUCAAGAUUUAUUGGCAAUGAAAAAAUAAAGAGAGAACAACAAUUUUUAAAAGCUUAUAUAAAUUCGUGAAUGUAAGUUUUAGCUUUAUGAUCCUGAGAAUAUAAAUAUAGAAGGCUAAAAUUGGCGUACAUAAUACUACAAAGAAUUGAGUAAAUAAUAUAAAAAUGCAUAGCUUUAAGGUCAAUUUAUAAAAAUAAUAUAAUAAAUCGCAAUAACAAAAAUAUUAAUAAUAAUAAUGAAGUAGCGAGAAAUAAAAGCCGCGAUGACAUGAAUUUAAGACACAUCCAUAUAUAAUAUAUGAGUAUAUAAUCGAAGAUGAUACAUGAGAAACUGCUAAAACUGAUAAAAUUAUAUUUAAGUAAUAAAAAAAAAAAAACAAAAACAAACGGAAGGAAGUGGAAAUAAUAAAGAGAAUUAUUCUGAGAAAUACAUACAUA